Alternaria rosae is the source of this 1422-nucleotide messenger RNA. RefSeq lists its product as uncharacterized. Gene Ontology annotation, biological process: carbohydrate metabolic process. The record is from RefSeq and is a predicted model, not a curated record. The coding region runs from base 195 to 1328 and encodes 377 amino acids. NCBI's taxonomy places the organism in Eukaryota, Fungi, Ascomycota, Dothideomycetes, Pleosporales, Pleosporaceae. The transcript is spliced from 2 exons.
GGAGUCCUUGGAAGGAACAAUAACCCCUCACCAAGCUUUCUGCGCCUGCCUGCGGCAGGAAGCGAAGGCGCAGCAUGACAGCAUACGCGCGCGUCGCAAACGUCACACCGCAGACAUGUAUGCACGCGCCCCGAAUGUACAAUCCCCGUCAAGUUUGAGAACCAACAUAAAGCAUCGAUCGGGGAGUUGGCGAUAUGAUUCCGCAGGUUGUGAUUGACAAAGUGCUCUCCAAGGCGCAAGAAAGUGCGUCACACAGCUGGGAGUACGGUACCGUAUUUGAAGCGCUACUCGAGUACAGAGGUCCUCGACACAGUGUCUUUCAUGAUCCGUUUCCACGAGGCGAGAUACCAAAGUUGACGGUGGAUGAUGUAGAAGCAUUGCGAUAUGUGAAGCCGUUCAUACAGACGAAUAGUGCGAGACUGUGCGAAGGUAACGGCUCGUCGUCCGAUCCAACGUCUCUCUGCAUUCCCGCCUUGUUGCUCUACAAAUCGACAUCCUUUCAAGCGCCUGACAAUGCUUACCUAUCCGCCGUAAAUCGCCAGCUGCACGACCUACUCUCCACCACACCCAGAUACACCAACGGCGCGAUAUCGCAUCGUGAUGCGUACCCUUCCUUGUGGGCAGACUUCAUCUACAUGGUACCGCCUGCUCUUGCAUACCACGGCAUCUUCACCCUAGACAUAAGCAUGGUGAAAGAGAGUGUACGGCAGUGCCAGCUAUACUGCGAGGUACUGGGCACGUCGAAAGGGUAUUGGCGACACAUCGCCAAUGUCGAGGGCACAGACAGCGUAAAGAGCGAUGAUGGCGCAUGGUGUACGAGCAAUGCCUGGGCUGCAGCUGGGAUGACCAGGGUCCUAGCAACAUUGCGCAAAUCUCAAUAUGAGUCGGAAACCGCUGAUGAGCAGAAGAUGCUACUGGAUAUGACCAAAGGCAUUCUUGACGGCGCGAUAGAGGCUGAUACUGAUGCAUCGGGCCUGUUGCGCAACUAUCUCGACGACGAGACAUGGUUUGCAGAGGUUGCUGGGACAGCGUCAAUGGCAGCUACGGUCUUCAGAAUGGCGGUCCUCGAGCCUGGCAUAUUCGGGGAACGGUAUGUAGGAUGGGCGACGCGUAAGUUGGAGUCUGUCAGUCGCCAUCUAGAUGAGGAAACUGGUGUUGCGGCCCCUGUGGUCAACUCCCUGAAGGAGGGUCAGCGAACGCCGCUCGACGGUAUCAAUCCCGAGGGACAGGCUUUUGUCGUAUUGUUAUACGCUGCAUGGAGAGAUUGGAGGACUGUUGCAAAUAAUGCAUCAAUCGCGAUGACCGGAACUCACGCGUCGAGGACAUGAGCAGCGCGUGCCGCAGUGGUUCGCGUCGUUUGUACCUCGGCAAAUCGGACUCCUCACGUCAAUCAUGACUCUCUGACAUGCAAUGGAAGCCAUG